Molecule: messenger RNA, 8307 nt
Organism: Oreochromis niloticus (Nile tilapia)
Lineage: Eukaryota; Metazoa; Chordata; Actinopteri; Cichliformes; Cichlidae
Gene: tnikb
Product: TRAF2 and NCK interacting kinase b
Biological process (GO): protein phosphorylation
Cellular component (GO): cytosol
Molecular function (GO): ATP binding; protein kinase activity
Source: RefSeq, a predicted model, not a curated record
UUUAUGGAGUUUGUUGCGCGUGUUGUGCAUUUUUCUACAAAAUUUUUUAUUCAAAAAACAAAUACUUUUCAGAUGGAAUACUUUUCACCCAGAUGGUUAGAGAGUCUUCAGGCAUCCAGGAAAUACCUUGAGAAGCUUCUGUUUGACAUCUUCUGAACAAUCUGAGGCUUUUCUCUGCUGCUGGUCGGGAGGCACAAACUGGGACCAGCCUAAGCAGAGAGGCCGCUAAUGUCCCCACUUAAGUGUCCUUUUGAUGUGACAUUAGGGCAGAAAUGGGUCUUGGAAAAGUCCCAUGUGGGCAGUAUGUCUGUGAAGGUUCUCAGUCAUCCAGGUCAUCGUAGUCUAAGGAGCUUGGAAAGAAAAGCGUCUGGACUUCUUUGAGUUGCUUGAAGACGUUUCACCUCUCAUCCGAGAAGCUUCUUCAGUGGGCUCUAUGAAAGCCGCUCUGGCAGCGGACACACAAAAGGGCAGGGCCCCUCCUGUGUGUGCUGACAUUUAACGCUUGAGGGUUUUUCUUGUGUCUGAGCUGAUUAGUGCUAAAAUAAUACAGGAUAAUAAUACAGCUGUGUCAAUGUGUCGUUUUUUCACCUUCGCACUGAUCCCCGGAUCCCCACAAAUUUGAAGACAUUUUUGAGACUCAAAAUGUGGUUUUAGUGAUAGAGUUACAAUUGGGUUAUGGUUACAGUAGGUUUAGAGUCAAUUAGAUGUCCCCACAACAAAUGAAUAUCCGACGUGUGUGUGUGUGUGUGUGUGUGUCAUUGUGGGCGUCUCUGUGAGUAGCGCAGCCUUCUCUCGUCAGGCCACUCCCGGGAAGCGCACUGCUGCUCCGCCUCGCACACGGACGCACGGACGCUGUCCUCGCGCGCCUCGGCUGCUGUGCGCUCUCCUCUGUCCGCGCGCGUCUUCUCCUCUUUCUACUGUCCGGAUCUAGGGGGGCGGGGGUGUCGAGGUGGAUGCAUGUAGCAGAGGAUUCACGGCGCAGAGCGAGCAGCAUGUAGCAGCACCUGGAGCUCCGCGAUCAUCGCCCGCCUCCCUCCUCCUCCGGCUCCUCUGCCCUGCCGGAGCGCUCGUUGCUCCUCUCGGGCUGAAGCAUCGCCUGCACCGGGAUCUUUCCGAGGAUUUUUGUUUUCUGUAGGGGUGGGUGGGGGGUUUGUUUACUGCACGGGAGUGUGAGCGUGUUCCUCCCCGCCGCUCUGCACCUCUCGGUCGAUGGUCGUUGGGGAAGCUUCCAUCUUGAGUCCCGUGUCUACCGAGAGAACCAUGGCGAGCGACUCCCCGGCACGGAGUCUGGACGAGAUAGACCUGUCUGCACUACGGGACCCAGCCGGUAUCUUUGAGCUGGUCGAACUGGUUGGGAAUGGCACCUAUGGGCAGGUCUACAAGGGUCGCCAUGUCAAAACUGGCCAGCUCGCUGCCAUCAAGGUCAUGGAUGUCACAGGCGAUGAGGAGGAGGAGAUUAAAGCCGAGAUCAACAUGCUGAAGAAGUACAGCCACCACAGGAACAUAGCAACCUAUUAUGGAGCCUUCAUCAAGAAAAACCCUCCAGGAGUGGACGACCAGCUCUGGUUGGUGAUGGAGUUCUGCGGGGCCGGCUCGGUGACGGAUCUGAUCAAAAACACCAAAGGGAACUCCCUCAAGGAGGAGUGGAUUGCCUACAUCUGCAGAGAGAUCCUCAGGGGUCUGACCCACCUCCACCAGCACAAGGUCAUCCACAGAGAUAUCAAAGGCCAGAACGUGCUGCUGACGGAGAACGCGGAGGUCAAACUCGUGGAUUUUGGUGUGAGUGCUCAGCUGGACCGUACAGUGGGACGGAGGAACACGUUUAUUGGGACCCCGUACUGGAUGGCCCCGGAGGUCAUCGCCUGUGAUGAGAAUCCUGAUGCCACGUAUGACUUCAAGAGUGAUCUGUGGUCGCUCGGUAUCACAGCCAUAGAGAUGGCAGAGGGAGCGCCACCUCUGUGUGACAUGCAUCCAAUGAGGGCGCUCUUCCUCAUCCCCAGAAAUCCUGCCCCGAGACUCAAAUCAAAGAAGUGGUCGAAGAAGUUCCAGUCGUUCAUAGAGAGCUGCCUGGUGAAGAGUCACAGCCAGAGGCCGAGCACCGAGCAGCUUCUCAAGCACCCCUUCAUCAGAGACCUCCCCAACGAGCGGCAGGUCCGCAUCCAGCUGAAGGACCACAUCGACCGCACCAAGAAGAGGAGGGGCGAGCGAGAUGAGACGGAGUACGAGUACAGUGGGAGUGAGGAAGAGGAUGAAGAGAGGGACAUAGGAGAGCCCAGCUCCAUCAUCAAUAUUCCCGGUGAGUCCACGCUGAGGCGAGACUUCCUGCGUCUGCAGCUGGCCAAUAAGGAGCGGUCGGAGCUGAUCCGGCGUCAGCAGCUGGAGCAGCAGCAGAACGAGGAGCACAAGCGCCAGCUACUGGCCGAGAGACAAAAACGUAUAGAAGAGCAGAAAGAGCAGCGGCGACGGCUAGAGGAGCAACAGCGUCGCGAGCGAGAACUGAGGAAGCAGCAGGAGCGAGAGCAGAGGAGGAGGUAUGAAGAGAUGGAGCAGCUCCGCCGCGAGGAGGAGAGGAGGCACGCAGAGAGAGAGCAGGAGUAUAUCCGUAGACAGCUGGAGGAGGAGCAGAGGCAGCUGGAGAUCCUGCAGCAGCAGCUCCUGCAGGAGCAGGCCCUACUGCUGGAGUACAAGAGGAAGCAGAUCGAGGAGCAGCGGCAGGCCGAGCGGCUGCAGAGGCAGCUGCAGCAGGAGCGGGCGUACCUGGUGUCGCUGCAGCAGCAGCAGCAGGAGCCGCCGCGACCGCCGCAGGACAAGAAGCAGCUGUACCACUACAAGGAUCAGGCGCCCAGCAGCAACGACAAGCCCACCUGGGCCAAAGAGGUGAUGCGUCGAGCUCAGAGCAACUCCCCUCGCAUUGCCCCAAAGAACUAUCACUCCUUCAAGGAAAAGCAAGACAUCAACUUUGAAGAGCUCCUCAAGCUCCCUGGGUACAAACCUCGGUCCCGCCCCCCCUCCUACCCUGUCCACGUCAGCCCCACCAGACAUCACAUUCACACACCUCGAAUCCGCAUCACCUGCGUCCCUGAGCCCGCCUACUCUGAGCCUGCGGCGUCCCGGAGGAGCCUCGACAGGAGUCCCGACAGGAACGCUGACUCCCGGGGCCGCAGCCCCAGCCGCUUGCAUAAAGUCUCCAACCGGAUCUCAGACCCAACCCUGCCACCACGCUCCGAGUCCUUCAGCAGCGGGGGCAUCCAGCAGGCCCGGACUCCGCCCAUGCACCGCUCCAUGGAGCCACAGAUGGCCCACCUGGUGCAGGUGAAGAGUCAUGGCUUGUCAGGCUCCCAGUCCCUGUACGACCCCCACGGCGUGUCCUCCUCCUCGGCGUUGCCCUCCCCCUCCCGGCCUCCCAUGCGGCAGAACUCUGACCCCACCUCUGACACCCCUCCUCCCCCGCCCCUGUCCCGCCUGGCGCCCCUCGACAAGCUGGACCGCAGCUCCUGGCUGCGGCAGGACGACGACAUGCCCCCUAAGGUUCCUCAGAGGACGACCUCCAUCUCUCCGGCUUUGGUCAGGAAGAACUCUCCUGGAAACGGGCCAGGCCUCGGCCCGCGGCCCGGCGCUCACCUCAUACGGGCCAGCAACCCUGACCUGCGGAGGCCUGACAUGUACUUGGACACUCCCCUGAAGAGAACGAGCAGCGGCAGCUCCUCCAGCUCCAGCACCCCCAGCUCCCAGGGAGGCUCCAAUGAGCGAGGUAAUUCAGCCUCUAAGACUGAAGGCCACGACGCCAAAGACGACAGCAGAGAGAUAACCCGACCCAGCAGGCCUGCAAGCUAUAAGAAAGCUGUAGACGAGGAUCUGACGGCUCUGGCCAAAGAGCUGAGAGAGCUGCGGCAGGGCGAGGAAACCAGCCGCCCGCCGGUCAAAGUGACUGACUACUCGUCGUCCAGUGAGGAGUCCCACAGCAGCGAGGAUGAAGAGGGAGAGGGCGGGGCUAACGAUGGAUCCGUGGCUGUCAGUGAUAUUCCACGCAUCAUGCCCGCUGCGAGUCAGAGCACCAACGAGUCCUUCAGCGCGACGGGAGAGCACAACGACACCAACGAGGACACGUAUGCAAACAGCUCCCAGGACAGCACCCUGGUGAUGCGUGAGUUUGGCAUGGGAGGCAGCGGAGGCUCCAAGGCCUCCUUCACGCCAUUUGUUGAUCCGAGGGUGUACGGGACCUCCCCGACCGAUGAAGAUGAUAAAACCUCAGCCUCAGCGCUGUUUGCUGAUGAGUUGCUGAAGCAGGAGCAAGAGCAGGCGAGGCUCAACGAGGCCCGCAAGAUCUCCGUGGUCAACGUCAACCCCACUAACAUCAGGCCACACAGCGACACGCCCGAGAUCCGUAAAUACAAGAAACGCUUCAACUCUGAGAUCCUCUGUGCGGCUCUCUGGGGAGUGAACCUGCUGGUGGGGACGGAGAACGGCCUGAUGCUGCUGGAUCGAAGUGGUCAAGGCAAAGUUUACAACCUGAUCAAUCGAAGGCGCUUCCAACAGAUGGACGUCCUGGAGGGACUCAACGUCCUGGUCACCAUCUCAGGGAAGAAGAACAAGCUGCGGGUUUACUACCUGUCCUGGCUGAGGAACAGGAUAUUACACAAUGACCCUGAAGUGGAGAAGAAACAGGGUUGGAUUACAGUCGGGGACCUGGAGGGCUGCGUGCAUUACAAAGUCGUGAAGUACGAGAGGAUUAAAUUCUUGGUGAUUGCUCUAAAGAACUCAGUCGAGAUCUAUGCCUGGGCACCUAAACCUUACCACAAGUUUAUGGCUUUCAAGUCUUUCACUGACCUGCAGCAUCGCCCCCAGCUGGUGGACUUGACUGUAGAGGAAGGGCAGAGGUUAAAGGUCAUCUAUGGCUCUAGUGUUGGCUUCCAUGUAAUUGAUGUGGAUUCUGGAAAUCCCUACGACAUCUACAUCCCCUCACAUAUUCAGGGUCAGGUGACCCCGCACGCCAUCGUGGUUCUGCCCAAGACGGACGGCAUGGAGAUGCUGCUGUGCUACGAGGACGAGGGCGUCUACGUCAACACCUACGGACGCAUCACCAAAGAUGUGGUGCUGCAGUGGGGCGAGAUGCCCACCUCCGUCGCCUACAUCCACUCCAACCAGAUCAUGGGCUGGGGAGAGAAGGCCAUUGAGAUCCGGUCCGUGGAGACGGGACACCUCGACGGAGUUUUCAUGCACAAGCGAGCUCAGCGACUGAAGUUCCUGACGGAGAGGAACGACAAAGUCUUCUUCGCCUCGGUGCGUUCUGGAGGCAGCAGUCAAGUCUUCUUCAUGACCCUCAACAGAAGCUCCAUGAUGAACUGGUAACCCUUCCACCUCUUGGACCCGCAACCCUCGUCUUCUUCACCCUGAACAUUGGCCGCUGAGGGAUGGAGGGAUGACAGGAGGACGGCGUAUGUGUGUGUAAAUGUGUGUGCGUGCGUGUGUUAGUGGAUAAUCUGCUGCUGAACGGACAAUUGAGCAUCAGGAGAAAACUGCAGGAGUGUGCCCACCCCACACACACCCCUCCAGCUGCAGGGGGCACUACAGGGCCCCCGCGGAUGGUGUCACUGCCUGCUGAGCAAAGGUGACUCCUCGUGCUGUCGGCGGACAACGCCUCCUCCUCCCCUGCAGGCCGACGGCUGAUGUGGACUUGCCGAGUAGCCUUCGACCUCCCCGUUCGAUUGAGUGGGGAGCUGCACAGAGGUUCCAAGUGUAGCACAUCAGUGACUUUACAUUACAGCGGUGUUCACACUGCGAGCGCAGCGGCAGGUGGUUUGGCGUGCUACAGUGAAAGCUGGUACUGCUUCUUAUACUGUGAUUAAAUUAGGUUAGAAGCGUGAAUGUCCACACUAAGCCUGCUGAAUCUGAGAGUUUUGUGGAUUUGAGCGCCACCAAAUAAUCGUUGACAAUCGUGAGAAUUUUUUGUCACCUGCACGUGACGUGGUUUCCGCCUGCCUUUAAGCUUCUGCCGAGACAAACUAGUCCCUCGAAAAUACUCAACUUCCUUUGACUCGAUGCACAUUUGACGCAGUAAGAAGUGGGAGGGUUUGUGCACAGAUGGCAUUUAUUUAAGGUAGUGUUAAAAGAAUAGAGAUUAUGAGAAGGACAUAUUUAUAGCCAAAAGCAAAUCAUUGAACAUUUUUGCAGAAUUUUUCAAAUAAAAAGUUUCAGGCUUUAGAAGAACUUAAAAAAUCCUCAGAGAUAAAAUCCUCAUAGAUCAAAUAGACGCUCACACUGAGCUUUUUAGUAAUAAUUUUUAUUUUUUUACUAAUCCAUACCCAUUCAGUACACGUUCUAUGAACCGAGGAGAGCAAAGUCUGAGUCGAGCCUGAGGUUGCCCUAACGCUGUCCCCCUUGGAUGCAUGUUAUUUCUGUUAUCUGAGCAGCUUCUGUCAUAUUUCAGGCCUGAUUCGAGAACAAAACCCCUGGGUGUGCAUCACUGUGGCCUCUGCCUAUGCAGCUUACUAGAGCUACCCUUGGAAAAACCCAGAACCUUUUCAAUGGUGAUCAAACCACAUGUUUAUUGAUAUUAUUGAGGUGUCAGAACUCGUCGUUAAGGAUACAGGGGAGGACGUCAGAUGUCAUCUUUAUGGAGGAAAGACUCAAACAUGAAGGCUCUCCUCACAGUGGCCAAUAGAUGUUAUGAAUUGAACACUGGAAUCUAUCACUGUCUGAGAUAUCCAAAGCUGCAAAGCCAACGCUAUGUAUUAUAUGGGAACUGGAAGAAGCUGAAUCGGUGCUUCCAAAAACCAACAAAUGUGUGUGUUGAAAUUUUAAAACACCCAGGCUUAGUGUGGAUAAGCUGCUUGUUGUCGCGGCGAUAACGAUGGCAGUUUGAUGGCAGUUAGAUGUUUUGUCUCAGACCGAUGUAGCUCCUUGUUCCAGCAGGAAACCACGAGGCCGUGCAGACGGCGUUUCUCGCAGUGUGAACACUGGUGCUGCUGCUGUUCUUCCCCGUUGGAGGCUAAAAUAGUUCAGACGAGCAGCGAGUGUUUCGGAGCUGCUGCACAGCCAGCUGCUUUGUCCCGGUUUGUUCCCGGCAGGGGGAGGGAGGUUGUAGAUAUUGUACCAUUGCUGCAACAGCAACACAAUAACAAAAAUAUUCCCGUCAUUUUGUCACAGGAAAAACUCAGCUGUAGAGUAGGCGCCACCUUCUGGAAGUUUUUACUCUUGUCUGCCCACGCUGCUCUGUGUGCACUUGUGUAAAUACUCACUUUGAUGUUAAGGACAGACAAAGAAAAUGAUGACAGUCUAGCUUUUUAUCCUUUCUUUUCCUUUUUUGGCUCAUCCCUUUGUAAAUCUGUCUACGCUUUAGGGGGACUCUACUCAAAAGUUUAGUUUGGAUUUUUCUCUCCAUAGUUCAUCUGCCUUUAUUUAGUUUUUGCAUGAUGGCAUUCAUGUUUUUUACCCGUCGUUACUUGUUAUGAGUUGUAAAUUUGAGGCAAUACGCGGUGGGGCGGGGGACGUCUGACUGUGUACCCUAAAUCUCUGAGCUGGAAACAACAGCCGGGCUUUUAUCUACUGAACUGCACACUGGAAGAUCACACGUUUACCAUGAAAGUUUUUAUGUUCACGAUCAUUUCCACAGUGCAGCUGGUAAAGAGCGAGCAGGAGCGUCUUUUUUAAGGCGGGAGUUGAGCCUUUGCUGACUGUACGCGCUUGUGUUUGUAGAAGGAAGCUGCUCCAUCCUUUACUUGAUCUUCUUUUGCUGUUUUUAAAAGAGAUGGCGAAGGGGGCGAACAACGGCGCGUUAAGGCCAGCUGAAGCCUUUUACAUGUGCAGGAUGUUAGCAGCACCCUGUGAAUAAAGGUCAGGAGGCAGGGUCAGCUUGAGAAACCAUAGAUUAAAAAAAGAGAUAUAUACUGUAAGAAUUUUCGUUAUGAUGAUGAUAUCCUACUGAUCAUUUUAGAGAAAGACAAAAAAAUAAUGUUCACUUAUUAAAGCAUAGUUGUCUUUCUACAGAAUAGAGAACAUAGCUAUAAGAAUUUCUAAAAAAAAAUCAAACAGUACGAUGUUUUUAUUGUGGUAUUAUUUGUAUUUGUAUUUCAAUUUUUGUACGUAUCAAGACUGUGAACAUAUGUACGAUUGUUAGCCUCUGAGUGUGCGUGAGUGCGUGUGUGCGCGUGCAUGGAGGUGAGCAGGUGUGUGCACAGGUGUGUGACAUGCAUGUGAGUUUUCACCCCGUCUGAAUCACUGGACUCAAUCAAAAGACAACCUCGACCUGGUAACACGCAUCUGUGGUGUUGGGAAUUCUACAAUAAAUGUCCUCUCCUUGUACAGCAA